AUGGGGGAGGCGCGGCCAGGUGCUGAUGAGCUGAGGCUGGAAAAUGGAGGCAGCCCCUGUGCUGGGAGAGUGGAGGUUAAACACCAGGAUCAGUGGGGGACGGUGUGUGAUUUUGACUGGGACAUGGAAGAUGCUGAGGUGGUUUGGCACACAGGGCUCCGGCUGGUAAACGGCAGCACAACAUGCUCAGGGAGGGUGGAGAUCCAGGUUCUUGGUGCCUGGGGAACCCUCUGUGAUUCACAAUGGGAUUUACCAGAUGCCAACGUUCUCUGUCAUCAGCUCGACUGUGGAUUCGCUGUAUCGGCCCCAGGAGGAGGGUAUUUUGGGAGGGGAACUGCCUCUGUCCGGACUGACACAUUUCACUGUAAAGGAACAGAACCUCAUUUGGGGUAUUGUCCUGUUACUGCCCUGGGGGCCUCUCAGUGCUCCCAUGACAAUGAUGCCAGUGUGGUUUGCUCAGGAAAUGAGACUCGUCUGACUCUCUGUGACAACUCCACGUCUGAGACAGCCCAGGCAGGAAUUGCUGAAGACGUUGGUGUCGUUUGUUCAGGGAGCAGGCAGAUCAGACUGGUGAAUGGGACAGGUCACUGUGCCGGGAGAGUGGAGAUUUAUUACCAUGGCAGCUGGGGGACAGUCUGUGAUGAUUCCUGGGAUCUGUCAGACUCCAGUGUCGUUUGCAAACAAAUGGGAUGUGGACACGCCAUCAAUGCAACUGUCUCUGCUCAUUAUGGGCAAGGAUCUGGGCAGAUCUGGCUGGAUGAUGUGAACUGCUCUGGGAAUGAAUCCGAUCUCUGGUCGUGUCCUUCCAAGGGCUGGGGCCAGCACAACUGCAGACACAAAGAGGACGCCGGAGUUCUCUGCUCAGAAUUCACAGAUCUGAGGCUGGUGAGCAACAGAGACUGCGCUGGGCGUCUGGAGAUUUUCUACAAUGGGACGUGGGGCAGUGUUUGCUCCAAUCAGAUGUCUGAAGUCACCCCAGCAAUUGUCUGCAAACAGCUGAACUGUGGGGAUGGAGGGCAGAUUGCAAGAGACUUUGAAUAUGGAGCAGGUUCUGGUCCCACGUGGCUGGACCACGUUGCAUGCAGUGAGCAGCACAGCUCCAUCUGGCAGUGCCCAUCAAAGCCCUGGGAUCCAACGUCAUGUAAUAACCGAGCAGAAGAGACCCAUAUUUUUUGCACUGGUGCUGAUGAGCUGAGGCUGGUGGAUGGAGGCAGCCCCUGUGCCGGGAGAGUGGAGGUUAAACACCAGGAUCAGUGGGGGACGGUGUGUAGUGAUCGCUGGGACAUGGCAGAUGCUGAGGUUGUUUGUAAGCAGUUGGGUUGUGGAGCUGCUGUCAGUGCCCCUGUCGAAGCUCAUUUCGGAGCAGGAUCUGGACCAAUUUGGCUGGAUGAAGUUGCCUGUGAUGGUACCGAGUCUGCUCUCUGGCACUGCAGGAACGAGGGAUGGGAAGUGCAUAACUGCGGUCAUGGAGAGGAUGCCGGAGUGACCUGUUCAGGACACAUUAAGCCCCGGCUGGUUGGAGGAGACAGUGCCUGCUCAGGACGUGUGGAAAUAAAACAUGGAAACACAUGGGCCACAGUCUGUGAUCCAGACUUUGAUCUCAAAGUUGCCAAUGUUAUCUGUAAUGAACUACAGUGUGGAAUAGCUGUAUCUGUCCCAGGAGGAGGUCACUUUGGAGAAGGACAAGGAUUGAUCUUGACUGAAGAAUUCCAGUGUGUGGGGAAUGAGUCUCUCCUUGUCUACUGUCCCAGGAUAUCACACGUGAAUCAGGGAUGCUCACACACAAAUGAUGCUGGUGUCAUAUGCUCACGUUUCCGGCUCGUGAACGGCAGCACAGAGUGCUCAGGGAGGGUGGAGAUCCAGGUUCUUGGUGCCUGGGCAACCCUCUGUGACUCACGCUGGGAUUUACCAGAUGCCAACGUUCUCUGUCAUCAGCUCGACUGCGGGUUUGCUCUGGGAUCUAUCCCUGCAGGGAGCAGGAGGAUCAGACUUGUGAAUGGGGGAGGUCGCUGUGCCGGGAGAGUGGAGAUUUAUUACAAUGGCAGCUGGGGGACAGUCUGUGAUGAUUCCUGGGAUCUAUCAGACUCCAAUGUCGUUUGCAAACAACUGGGAUGUGGACACGCCAUCAAUGCAACUGUCUCUGCUCAUUAUGGGCAAGGAUCCGGGCAGAUCUGGCUGGAUGAUGUGAACUGCUCUGGGAAUGAAUCCGAUCUCUGGUCGUGUCCUUCCAGAGGCUGGGGCCAGCACAACUGCAGACACAAAGAGGACGCCGGAGUUCUCUGCUCAGAAUUCACAGAUCUGAGGCUGGUGAGCGACAGUGACUGUGCUGGGCGGCUGGAGGUUUUCUACAAUGGGACGUGGGGCAGUGUUUGCUCCAAUCAUAUGUCUGGAGUCACCGUAGCAAUUGUCUGCAAACAGCUGAACUGUGGGGAUGGAGGGCAGUUUGCAAGAGACUUUGCAUAUGGAGCAGGUUCUGGUCCCACGUGGCUGGACCACAUUGCAUGCAGUGAGCAGCACAGCUCCCUCUGGCAGUGCCCGUCAGAGCCCUGGGAUCCAAAGUCAUGUGAUAACCGAGCAGAAGAGACCCAUAUUUCUUGCACUGGAAUAAAAGCAAAACCAACUCAGACCCUGUUUGCUGAAUGCCCGAACUCUCCAAGCUGCACAGACCAGAAGUUACGUGUCGUGGGAGGAGAGGACAGAUGCUCGGGGAAAGUGGAGGUUUGGUAUCAUGGCUCCUGGGGAACAGUUUGUGAUGACUCCUGGGACAUGGCGGAUGCUAACGUUGUGUGUAAACAACUGGGCUGUGGAUCUGCUGUAUCUGCCCCGGGCGAGGCUGCAUUCGGCGAGGGGACUGGUCCCAUUUGGGUGGAGAAAUUGAAUUGCCGAGGGACAGAGUCAUCUCUCUGGGACUGUCCUGCCAAGCCCUGGGGUGAGAGCAACUGUGGUCAUAAGGAAGAUGCUGCCGUGAUUUGCUCAGGUCUGACAGAGAGGACAGAUUCUCUGAAUACCCCAGUGUGACCCUCUGU
This is a messenger RNA of Mauremys reevesii (Reeves's turtle), 3026 nucleotides long. Its product is annotated as deleted in malignant brain tumors 1 protein-like. The coding region runs from base 1 to 3018 and encodes 1005 amino acids. Gene Ontology annotation, cellular component: membrane. The transcript is spliced from 14 exons. The record is from RefSeq and is a predicted model, not a curated record. Lineage: Eukaryota; Metazoa; Chordata; Testudines; Geoemydidae.